Molecule: messenger RNA, 4864 nt
Organism: Schistocerca gregaria
Lineage: Eukaryota; Metazoa; Arthropoda; Insecta; Orthoptera; Acrididae
Product: GTP-binding protein 2
Exons: 9
Coding region: 373-2043 (556 amino acids)
Biological process (GO): translational elongation
Molecular function (GO): GTP binding; translation elongation factor activity; GTPase activity
Source: RefSeq, a predicted model, not a curated record
AGUUAUUCAUGGGACAACUUACUCCCGCCUUACGGCAUAUAUCUUUUGCCAACAGUGAAUACUUAUCACACUGGAAAAAACUAAACGGAAAACAAGGAGAAACAGCUCAACAACGUCUUUUUAUCUAGUCUUUGUUCGAUAUUAAAGUGAGGUACAGAGUUAAGGCUAAACUUUUCGCAUUGUAGAUUCAGUUAAUUAAGAUAUAUAUUACCUUGACGACGCAAUUAAAACGGCAUCCACGUUGGCAGCAUUGCUCUUCCGUAGCAACCAGCAAAAAUAAAACUGGAGGGGGAAGAGAGAGUGAAAAUGGCAGCAGGAGAGAGGAUAUGUUGAUAUAUCUCGGUUUUUGUGUAAUUUUGUUGGACGGCACCAAUGGACUUCCUCGGACUCUUCGACCCAGCGAACUCUGAUGAGUUGGGAGAUGGUGGUGAGACCUUCACAGACCAGCUCCCACCAGAGCCACAGGUGGGGAAUGUGGAAUAUAAGCUGAAGUUAGUCAGCCCAUCUAAGCAGCGCUUUGAACAUCUUGUUACACAGAUGAAAUGGCGACUGCGUGAGGGCCAGGGUGAAGCCAUUUAUGAAAUUGGUGUAGAAGAUAAUGGAGUUUUGGCAGGAUUGUCAGAUUAUGAAAUGUCUGCAAGCCUGCAGACACUUCAGCAGAUGGCUUUCAAGUUAGGUGCCACAACCACAAUACUGAGAGAGAGACUGAUUGAUAAUGAGAAUGGAAAUGGCAGAAAAGUAGCAGAGGUCCUUGUCAGAAAGGUACCUGAUGACCAACACAACAUUGAGGUACGUGUAGCUGUAAUGGGAAGUGCAGAUGCUGGAAAGUCAACGUUGCUUGGAGUACUCACCCAAGGACAGUUGGACAAUGGCAGAGGUUGUGCUCGGCUCAACAUGUUCCGUCAUCUCCACGAAGUACAGUCAGGAAGGACAUCAUCUAUAUCACAUGAAAUUCUUGGAUUUGAUUCACAGGGUCAGGUAAUAAACUACAGUGAGCUAAUGACAGCAGAGGAAAUCUGCGAGAGUUCCACAAAGCUGGUGACCUUUAUAGAUCUGGCAGGACACAGGAAGUACCUGCGCACCACGGUCUUGGGUCUCACUGGUUACUCUCCACAUCAUGUAAUGCUGGUGGUUAGCGGGAGUGCAGGCAUUGUUGGCAUGACCAAGGAACAUUUGGCACUCGCUCUUGCAUUGGACGUCCCAUUUUUCAUUGUUGUGACUAAGAUUGAUCUUGCAUCACCUACUGCAACUGUCCGAUCACUUGAUUCAGUUCUGAAAUCCGUUGGCUGCCGAAAAGCUCCUAUUCUCAUACAAAAUGAAGAUGAUGUGAUUACUGCAAGCUCUAACCAGUUGGAGGGAAAUAUUGUACCAAUUUUCUGUGUAUCAAGUGUCACAGGUGAAGGCCUUGAACUGCUUACAAAAUUUCUGCAUGUCAUUCCACCAGGCAUUAGUCUUAAGGAGAAGGAACGUCUAGAACAGGAAUUGUGUGAAUUUCAAAUAGAUGAAACGUUUAGAGUACCAGAAGUGGGCACAGUUGUGGGUGGCCUCCUUACAAAGGGUGUUGUUACUGAAGGAACAAGAUUAAUUAUAGGUCCCUUUGAUGAUGGUGAGUUCUUGCCAGUAAUUGUACAGUCGAUUCACCGCAACAAGGCCCCAUGUCGGGUAGUUCGAGCAAGCCAGAGUGCCUCUCUCGGUCUGAGUCGAGAGGUCAGUGGGCUCAGGAGCGGCAUGGUACUCCUAAGUCCAGAUUCAGAUGCAUCUGGAUGCUAUUUCUUUCAGGCAACAGUUUACGUCUUAUUUCACACCACAGCAAUAUACAGAGGCUUCCAGACUACUGUCCAUAUAGGAAACAUUCGCCAGACUGCUGUAAUAGUAGGUAUAAUGGGUGUUGGUGGUAUUCAUACGAAUGACAGAGCGUCUGUAUUGUUCAGGUUUGUGAGACACCCAGAACAUGUUAGAGUUGGUAUGAGGCUACUUUUUAGAGAAGGUGUUACUAAGGGUAUUGGCAAGAUAACACAAGUAUUUCCAAUCCAACAGCAGUGAAACUUUUCUAUUGAAAUGUUUAAUUGAAAAUUGCAAAGAAACACCAAUUAACAAGUACUGAUUCACUUCCCAUAGAGUCAUAGAAGUGACAAUGAGACAAAAGAAAUCUGCACGUCAUUUCAUUUAUAUAUACACACACAUUUUCAAGUGUGCUUUAUUAUUAUCUUUUCUCAUAAAUCAGUCUCUCUUAAAUAAAACAGUAGUAAAACCCACUAGUAGUAUUCUAUCAAUAUGGCUGUGAGACUGAGCUCUGAAAUGUGUGAGAUUUCGUGCAUUCUAAUUAUACAGAGCCAUAAGUUAUUUUUUAAUACUGUUUUGAGUUACUUAUGAAAUAUUAAAAUGCUUAUGAACCUUUCUCAUUUUGGCAUUGAUCUUUAAUCAAGAGUACAAAAUGUCAUUUUAUAGAUAUUGGACCUAAUGUAUUGUGCCAUUUAAAGACAUUUUCUUUUUUAGCCUUACUUCUUGUACUGUCUUAGUAAUAGCAUUGUAUUUGUGAGACUGAGUUGCUUUUGUACAAAAUGGAGCAAUAGGACUUUGUUAAAUUUGACGGAGGCAUUCUUGAACAAUGAAGAUGCAUAUAUAGGUCUAAUUAUGGAUGUAUCAGUUCUGUGUAUGUUUUUGAAAAUGUCAUAUGUUUUUGUUUAUUCUAACUAGUGGUUCAGUAUCUCAUGACCAGUACUGGCUUUACUCCUUCAUGUUUUAAUAUUAAUAAUAAUCUUUACAGAUGUACAUUUAAUUGUGAAAAACUUUCUUUGAACACUAUUCAUCAGUAAAGCCCCUCUAACACAUAAUAUAAUAACAAAGUGUUGUGCAAAAUAAAUCUCUUUUAUUAGAGCACUAUAGUCGAGGUUAUCAAAACUCAUCUUCUUUAAUAUGACUUUCUGUAACUAUGAUAGAGACACAUAAAAAUAUUGCAAUUAAAGUUGAGAAAAUUCCAUUGCUUGGGCAUUACAUAGUUUAUUACACUGGAAAGGCUAUUAGUUUCACUAUAAGUUAUUCCAGAAGUAUAGGUUAUAUACUACAGAGAUAUAGUUACUGUUUUACCAUUUAAUUUUCUUGUGACAAGUUUUAAUAGUCACUCAGCCCUUUCACAAGACACAUUUUCUUCUGUCUUUGUCCUGAUCUGAUUUCAGUGUCAUUGUGUUGUUCUCUGCAGUAUUCCAGUCAGUGAUAUUUACCUAUGAAAAAUUAAAAAUAUCCAAUAUUUCAUUGACUGUGAAUUUUAUGCAUUCUCAUAAUGAAGAGUGAAAUGCAGUAUGAAUGAAGGAAAGUUUGUGCUGUAUGUGAAAAAUUAUCAUAUUUUGACAAUCUGAGUCAUCAGAAAUAUGAUUUUGUUUACUUUUAGAAAGCUUAGACUAUUUGUUAUUUAUGUUCAUGGUGCAAGUUCAUAAUAAGGAUGUUUACUUUUCUGGGAAAGAUAUUCCUCUGUAUUGUAAAAGUGAUGAAAUGACUCAUUAACAGUUGUGUACUAGUGAAAGUUUCCACUCUAAUAGAUAACCUCUGAUCAAUGCUGCCUGUAGUUACCAUAGUGAAAGUGCUUUGCAGAAAAGUAAUUUUCCUGAAAAUGGAAUUGCUUUUGAAUGCAUACAAAAUACCAUGAUAUUAAUGUAUGUGCAACAUAAUCUUGAUUGUGAAUUUCAAGCAACAAUACCAUCAAAUAGGAAAGAUGCUAUCCCAGUAAUAGAGUCGUCAAGUUGUUGUCAGCAACACAAUGACUGUCAGUUAGUAAUUAUAUUUAUCAAAUAAGAAAUAAUAGUGUUGGGGAAGAAAAGUCCUCAGAUUCACAGUAGUAAUUAUCUUGUAGGCAACGGACGGUGGAUGGAAUGUAAGUACAAACAAACUCAUUCUAGCCAUUCAUAUAAAAUCUCUUUGAUUUUCCUCUACCAUGUCCGUAUCUUCAUAGUAACAUGUGUUAUACCACAUGUGAUUUUGUCACAGAAGAUCAGUAGUGGUUUUUUUGUAUUGCUGUUGUGUGAAUGAAGGCUUCUUUUGUUAAAAUAAUACAGUCAUUUCUUUGAUGGUGGUGUUGUUUGAAAUAAUUAAUAAAGCAUUUUAUAAAUGCUGGAUAUAACAGAUUUGAAAAUCAUAAGAAAUAUGUUUUCAUAACACUUUAAAUAUAUAUUAUAAUUGUGUCCAAAUUUUUUUUGUAUAAUUUUAGUGCUAUGAGUUAUAUUUAAUUUCCAUUUGCGGCCCCAUUUCAAACUGCAUGGACAGAAAGUGAAAUGUACUGCCAGUGAAGAUUUAGCUCUUUGACAUCUCUAUUCAUGAAAAUGAGUUGUAUAUUAUAUGUUAUAAAUUUUACAUUGUGUACUUAAUGCUUUUAUGUCUCUUUCUUUAAUAAUGCUGGUAAACUUUAUGUAUGGUGAAAGUCUUAUUCUUUUCUAUAUUUUUGAAAUACGUGUGCAGGUGCAGUGUAAUAAAGAUACAGCUCAAGGAAUCAACAUUUUCUGCAGAACAUUUUGUAAUAAUUGUUUCUAGGUUUUUUGUUUAAAAUAUGAUUUCAUGUAUUUCAUUUCACCCCUUGUACCUGUAUGGUGAACGUAUUAUGUAUAUAUUAUGUACAUUUUUGUUGCACAGUUGUAAGUUAAUCAUUAAUGUGUAAAUGUGUUAUAUUGUGUGCAUGUGUAAAUAUUAGUUUGACUCAUUACAUGCCAUUUUCAAUAAUUGCUGAAACACACACAUCUUUUGUAUCAUGCUGUGUGCUGUCACAAGAGCAAAGAAAGUACUGUAUCUGAUUACUUGUCAGUCUGUGUAGUAACUGAUGUAUCAUCAUCUUGCUCCAGGCUUUUGAUUGCAUUAUAAUAAAGUAAGCUAGUAAAUA